AUGCAUCUCCGGUGGGCCUCUCUUCCCUUUUUCGCCGCCGUCGUCGUCCUGGCCGCCUCAGGAAACCAGACCGUGAAACGGAUAGGCGCCGGUGAUAUUCCGUUCGAUCAACAGACAUACGACUUCUCCCCCGAGAACCGGUGUGCGCUGCUUUCCCACCAGAGCACCGUGUUGAAGAAUGAUGAUCACCAUCUUUUGGUAAUUGAGGGUGGGAUGAGUAAAUUCAAGUUUAUCUGGAAAGCAGAGGUUGUUGAGGUGCUCGAUUUAAAUCCAUACACUUUUUCCAUCGAUCUCACGCAAGAAUUCGACCCCUACACAUGGACACCCUCCUUCCAGACCCGCAAACCACUCAAGGUCCCCGUCGUCAACCGCUUCGGCAUGUGGGUCGAUAGCAGCCAGGACGUGAUCUACAUCCAGGGCGGGCACUUCUAUACGGCCUCAAAAUGGAACGAGAGCAGCUACUCCCCCGAAAAAGCGGACAUCCCGGACUGGUCAUUGUGGCGGUUCGAUGUCCGCAGCGGGAAGCGGGCGUGGGAAGACGUGACUGGCGAUUAUGGGUGGAAGGUCGAGAGAGCGCUGGCGGGUGCCGUAGUGUCAAUACCGAAAUAUGACUUGAGCUUCUAUGGUGGUGGUAUAACGAAUUCCCGGACGUCGAGCGAGACACCGAUGGGCUUGUCGAGACCGCAGGUGGGGAUGUUGGUGUAUGAUCAUACUACCUCGACCAUGACUAACGAGACCUUCUUUGGUGACGAGGAGGGCUAUGGGUAUUGGAAUGGACGAAUGCUCCAUUUACCAAUUGGCUGCGGAAAAGGCUAUCUCAUAUCGUUUGUUCCCGAGAGGGCUCGGGCAGGAACGUUUCUGUCCGACGAUGGUAGUGUCGGUGAGAAGACAGGUGAGGCUGUCGUGUUCAACUACGCCAUGAUUUAUGAUCUGGAUAAAAAGAUAUGGUUUAAUCAAAGCACGACGUUCUUUGAUGGCGAAAAACCAAUCGUUCGCACUCGAUUCUGCGGCGCCGUAGUUUAUGGUGAGGAAACAAAUACGUGGGAAGUUUGGAUCCACGGCGGCAUGUCAAUGGACGGUGAAUCGGGGGGUAUUGACGAGAUCUGGACCAAGGUGCCCAUCCCAUUCGGAAACUCUCAUCUUCGAGGCCAUACAUGCCAUGCAGUCGGGGAACAACUCCUCAUCGUAGGAGGCUACCCACCGGGAGAGGUCGUUGACGAAGCUGCCCCAUGCGAUAACCAGCUCGUAAAAGUGUUCAACAUGCGAAAUCCCGGGUGGAAAUCUCGAUAUGAACUCAACACCGUCUACAAAACGCCACAGCAGGUGAUCGUCAACGCCGGGCUCAACCUCACCGGCAACCGCUCGCCGCGCAAGGGCUGGGCCGACAAAGGCUUUGGGGCGGCUUUCGACGCGUGUGUUUCAAAUAGUAGUACUGUUGAAGUCGAGCCGGCUCUGGAAACAGGCGCUGUAGCGGCGAUCGUGUUUACACAUAUAUUACGGCUUGCUUGA
Messenger RNA from Morchella sextelata, 1509 nucleotides. RefSeq lists its product as uncharacterized. Gene Ontology annotation, molecular function: protein binding. Lineage: Eukaryota; Fungi; Ascomycota; Pezizomycetes; Pezizales; Morchellaceae. The record is from RefSeq and is a predicted model, not a curated record. The transcript has 9 exons. The coding region runs from base 1 to 1509 and encodes 502 amino acids.